UACACAUCAUACAUGUGGUGUACACGUUGUAGUGUAUCACGCCUUCAAUUAAAGAUUGAAUAAUAAAUAAAUAGUUUAUUUUAAAAAUGGUUCGUAAAAAAAUAGAUAAUCGCGUUCGUGUUUUAAUUGAAAAUGGUGUUGUCACGGGACAUAGAACGAUGUUUAUUGUUAUUGGUGAAAAAGCACGAGAUCAGGUAGUUUUGCUACAUCACAUGUUAUCAAAGACUGUUAUAAAAGCUAGACCUUCUGUACUUUGGUGUUACAAGAAGGAAUUGGGAUUUAGUAGUCAUAGGAAGAAGCGAAUGAAGUCCAUACAGAAGAAAGUCAAAUCAGGAAAAUUAGAUGUUAAUGAAGAUGAUCCAUUUGAAUUAUUUGUUGUCUCUACUAAUAUAAGAUAUUGCUAUUAUUAUGAAACACAUAAAAUAUUGGGAAAUACAUAUGGGAUGUGUAUUUUACAAGAUUUUGAAGCAAUUACACCAAAUUUGUUAGCACGUACUAUUGAAACUGUAGAAGGAGGUGGACUUAUCAUAUUUCUCUUACAAUCAGUGCAAUCUUUGAAACAACUAUAUACAAUGAAUAUGGAUGUUCAUCAAAGAUUCCGUACAGAAGCACAUCAAGAUGUUACUGGUCGAUUUAAUGAAAGAUUUUUGUUAUCUCUUGCUUCAUGCAAAAGAUGUUUAGUUGUUGAUGAUCAAUUAAAUGUAUUACCUUUAUCAUCACAUAAUUUAAAGAUUGAACCUAUACAAAAACUUCCAUCUUCUGAAGAACUAACAGAAUUAGAUGUAUUAAAAGAGAGUUUAAAAGAUACACAGCCUAUUUCUUCUCUUGUUAAUUGCUGCAAGACAAUUGAUCGUCUUCUCAAAUUUAUUGAAUGUAUAUCAGAAAAAACAUUAAGGUCUACUGUCUCUUUAACUGCAGCUAGAGGACGUGGAAAAUCUGCAGCUCUAGGUUUAGCUAUUGCUGGUGCUAUAACAUUCAGUUAUUCAAACAUUUAUGUUUCAAGUCCAAGUCCAGAAAAUUUGAAUACAUUAUUUGAAUUCAUUUUUAAAGGAUUUGAUGCAUUAGGGUAUCAAGAACAUCUUGAUUAUGGACUUGUACAAUCAACAAAUCCUGAGUUUAAUAAAGCUACAGUACGUGUAAAUGUUUUUCGAGAUCACAGGCAAACAAUACAGUAUAUACAUCCUACUGAUGCACACAAAUUAAAUCAAGCUGAAUUACUUGUAAUUGAUGAAGCUGCUGCAAUACCUCUUCCUUAUGUGAAAGCUAUGCUUGGUCCUUAUUUAAUAUUUCUUUCAUCAACUAUUAAUGGAUAUGAAGGAACAGGGAGAUCUUUAUCACUGAAACUAUUACAGCAAUUACGAAGUCAAACAGUUGGUUCAAAUAGUCAUGUAAAAACUGAGAAACAACAAAAUGAAAAAACUUUUAUUGGAAGACAAUUACAUGAACUCACAUUGGAAGAAUCUAUUCGUUAUAAGCCAGGGGACUCUAUUGAGCAAUGGCUCUGUAAUUUAUUAUGCUUAAAUGCUACAACAAGUGUAUCUAUGUUAUCUGGAUGUCCACCUCCUGAUAUGUGUCAAUUAUACUACAUAAAUAGAGAUACCUUAUUUUCUUAUCAUAAAGCAUCUGAAUUAUUUUUACAAAGGUUGGUGGCUCUUUAUGUCGCUUCACACUACAAGAAUAGUCCAAAUGAUUUACAAAUGAUGUCUGAUGCACCAGCACAUCACCUAUUUUGUCUUUUGGGUCCAGUAGAUUCAAACAAGAAAACAUUGCCUGAAGUAUUAACAGUAAUUCAAAUUUGCUUAGAAGGUGAAGUGAGUAAGUACACCAUAAAUGAUGGACUAGGCCGAGGGCGCAAAGCAGCUGGUGAUCUUAUACCAUGGACUAUCGCACAACAAUAUCAAGAUCAAGAUUUUCCGUCGUUAGCUGGAGCACGUAUUGUCCGCAUUGCAACGCAUCCCGAUUAUCAUGGGAUGGGAUACGGUAGUCGAGCAUUAAAAUUGUUGAAACAAUACUAUGACAUGAAAAUAUUAAAUAUUAACGAAGCAUCGUCAGAAACAUAUACGACAGAAAUAUCAAGAGUUCAAGAUGAAGAGAUGAAUUUACUGGAAGAAAGAAUUGAACCUCGAGCUUCUCUUCCACCACUUCUUUUAAAACUAACUGAAAGACGCCCAGAAAGUUUAGAUUAUAUCGGUGUAUCUUUUGGAGUUACUGAACAACUUCUAAAAUUUUGGAAGCGUGCUGGCUUUGUGCCUGUAUAUUUAAGACAAACGACAAAUGAUAUAACAGGUGAACACUCGUGUAUCAUGUUGUACAAGAUAAGUUCUGAACAAGAAGAUGUUAGGUGGUUACAAGCAUAUUGGAAUGAUUUUCGAAGACGGUUCAUCAGUUUACUUUCUAGUUCAUUUAAUACAUAUUCAUCUUCAUUAGCUUUAAGCAUAUUAAUUAAUAAAAAGAUUACACCAGAGAUUACAAAAUUAUCAAAACAUACAUUGGAUAUCUAUUUUACGUCCUAUGAUUUAAAACGUUUAACUAUGUAUAGUAAUAAUAUGGCAGAUUAUCAUCUGAUAAUGGAUCUAUUACCGAUAUUUAUUUAAAAAUUGAUAUUGUUAUUUUUGGCUAUUUUAUUAGGAUUAGGUUUGCAACACAAAACUGUGGAUAAAUUAGCAGAAGAAUUAGACUUACCAGCAUCUCAAUUACUAGCUUUAUUCAAUCGUAUUAUACGUAAAUUUGUGCAGUGCCUUAACAGAACAGCAGAAAACUUUAUUGAGACCACGAUGAUGAAAACGGAAAUCAGUAAUGAAACUGUACGACUUAAUCCUAUUAAUGGAAAAAGUUUACACGAUGAAUUAGAAGCUGCAGCCAAGGAAUUAAAAGCUAAACAAAAAGCGGAAUUAGAAAAAUUGAAAAAAGAAAACUUAGAACAAUAUGCAAUUAAAGGAACAGAUACUGAUUGGAAUGAUGCACUUUCUGGGAAGAAAACUAAAAAACUUAUAUCUAUAAAAAGUGGAGAAAAAAGAGCAUCAGAAGAUGACAGUAUUGUGGAAGUUAAAAAAAAGCAAUUUAAAAAAAAGAAAAAACAGUUUGUCAAAACUUCAACAAUGUAA
Molecule: messenger RNA, 3104 nt
Organism: Habropoda laboriosa
Lineage: Eukaryota; Metazoa; Arthropoda; Insecta; Hymenoptera; Apidae
Product: RNA cytidine acetyltransferase
Biological process (GO): rRNA acetylation involved in maturation of SSU-rRNA
Cellular component (GO): nucleolus; 90S preribosome
Molecular function (GO): ATP binding; 18S rRNA cytidine N-acetyltransferase activity; tRNA binding
Source: RefSeq, a predicted model, not a curated record